This is a messenger RNA of Cylindrotheca closterium, 1392 nucleotides long. The record is from the annotation of a GenBank genome assembly. NCBI's taxonomy places the organism in Eukaryota, Bacillariophyta, Bacillariophyceae, Bacillariales, Bacillariaceae.
AUGCAAUUGAUUGCUUCUCGGAUACUCACAGUUCUUGUGAUCUUGAUUAUCUUUCCAGAGGCAGCAUGUUUUUCGGUACCAACAACUUCCCCGGGUAGCUCGAAACCAACAAAAUCAUCAGACAAGACGAAGAGCGACCAGCAUGCUGGUCGUUCGAAUUUCUACACGUACAAGUCAAUGAAGCGAAUGGAAAUUCCAGCUCUGCUCUAUUCUACUUCUUCCAAUGCAGCCUGUAAGCUACUACGCCGUCAACUUCAGACAGUGCCCCCUAGUAGACCCUUAUCAUCAAUGGAGUCAUCAUCCUGCUCGGCUUCUCGGACAACAAACGACACAACUCAAGAAGAACCUCGCAUUGCUAUUGUCACUGGCAGCAACACUGGAGUCGGUUACGAAACUGCCAAAUGCUUGGUUCUGAAUCAUGGAUAUCAGGUCAUUAUUGCCAGUCGAUCUCCUGAAAAAGGAAUGCGUGCUUGUGAGACUAUCAAUGCUUUGGUUGUUGGCGGAGGACGAGGAAAGGCUGUUUGGGAGGGACCCUUGGAUUUGUCUGAUUUGGACAGCGUCCGGUCCUUUGCAACACAGAUUCAUGAGAAUCCAAAGUACAAGAACAUAGAUGUCCUCAUCAACAAUGCGGGUGUUAACUCUGCUGGAGUUACCAAUUCUGGUGCCACGACUAGAACAGCAGAAUCAGCACUGUCCAAAGAACCGCAAUUGGAUGCAGUCUUUUCCACCAAUUUUCUAGGCCACUUUUUGCUGACCAACAUUCUCCUAGAUCAAUGCGAGCGAGUGGUGAACCUGUCCUCUGUGAUGCAUCACUUCCCGGUCUAUUCCUCAUCUGAUCAGGAAGUCGACGACAUUGAAUCCGUAGCCUUUUGGAGGGACAAGGCAUUGACACCACCUGUGGAGGCUCCAAUAAACAACAAGAAAAAGAAAAAGGCAAAACGAAAAACUUAUGGUCCAAGCAAACUAGCGGCAUUACUAUUUACGUCGGAACUCCAACGACGAUACGGUGACAAGAUGUUGUCCAUUGCAGUCAAUCCCGGGGCGGUUUACAGCGACAUUUGGCGGAACUAUUCCAAAAUUCAGCAAAAACUCUUCCGGUUGCUAUAUCUGACGCCAGAACAAGGCUGUCAGACCUCUGUGGCCGCUGCCGUCUUGGAUUGGAACGAUGACAGCGAACAAACCUUAUACUUGCAACCCUAUCGGUUGCCACCACAGCGUACUAGUACGACGAAGAAGGAGGCUCGGCCGCCCUUUCCCAUGUUGGAAAUGUUAGGGCCUUACGUGGGAUACCGUUUAACAACUCCUCGUCUACCAAGGGAUGGUGGUGUUCGCGCAAGUCAGUCAUUAUUUGAAGUCUGUGAAGACUUGACCCAAUGCCAGUUUCCACGGUAG